Molecule: messenger RNA, 528 nt
Organism: Hypoxylon trugodes
Lineage: Eukaryota; Fungi; Ascomycota; Sordariomycetes; Xylariales; Hypoxylaceae
Exons: 3
Coding region: 178-480 (100 amino acids)
Biological process (GO): telomere maintenance via telomerase
Cellular component (GO): telomerase catalytic core complex
Molecular function (GO): telomeric repeat DNA binding; telomerase RNA binding
Source: RefSeq, a predicted model, not a curated record
AGACAAUGUUUCUGAAGAAAGUAAAUCACUUCAUAUUGUUAAGACGCUUUGAAAGUAUGUCGCUGCAUGAAGUGUUACAGGGAAUGAAGUAAUUUCUACGUUACGGAGUCAAACGCCCAUAAAUAUCGGUUAUUCUUCUUUCGUCACGAUGUUUGGCGCUAUGUUGCGGAACCUGCGAUGGCUUCGCUCAAAAGCAAAAUGUUUUCUGAAGUCAACCUUGUUCGUGCUCGCCAGAUACUUGACGCCCGUGCUCUCGGAUUUAGCCAAGUUCGCUUGCUGCCGAAAGCGACUGGUAUGCGACCCAUCAUGAACUUGCGUAAAAGGAUUGCUAUGCGAGGGAAGACGAAGGCACUGGGGCCCGGGAUUAACAAAAUCCUUGCGCCGGCUCACACAGUCCUACAACUUGAGAGACAAACAGAAAGCUUCUCGAUUUAUAGAUACAAUGCAUCGCGGCGUCCCCGAAUAUGGUGUCAUUGUUAAUCCACAAAAAACUCUUGUCAAUUUUGACUUGAAGAUCAGCGGGAAGCC